GGGCCAUCGAUACACGAGCUUCAACGUCAUCCUAAGCUUUGGUUCUCGAAUUCCACCAUCAUGUCAGAUAUCAACAAUCUGAAGCGUCAACUCAAAAUCAAGACUGGUGCUGCUAAACGACUUUUCAAGGAGAAGGGCUUGUAUCAGAAAGAAGCUGAAGAAAUGAAACGCAAACUUGAUAAACUCAGAGCAGAUGGUGUACCGGAGGAUGAAUGGGAAGUCAAGAAUACAGCAAGACUAUGUGAAGAGUCAAACAAGAUGAUUCAGGAUUCCUCCGAGAGAUUGGGUUCUACUGUUACGGAAUUGAGGCAAACCAUUGUCGCAGCAAAGAAGGAGGCAACGCUGGCGAAAGAUACGGAUUUACUCGCUGCCGAAGAAAUAUUGGAAGCUGCUAGCAUUUGAUAUGAAGAAAAGGUCAAAAAAGAGGCCAAAAACAUUGUAUGAUUAUUGUAUGAUCCUAGGAUAUUCCUAUAAAGUCGGCAACGCAAGUUUCUGAUCUGGUUGGGCUGAAUUUCAGACCAACUUUGCUUUCUCUCUGAUCAAGAAAAUGAAUGGUAUGUUGCGUACGCAACACCUCCGGCG
Marasmius oreades (fairy-ring Marasmius) is the source of this 582-nucleotide messenger RNA. RefSeq lists its product as uncharacterized. Gene Ontology annotation, cellular component: cytosol; microtubule cytoskeleton. The coding region runs from base 61 to 402 and encodes 113 amino acids. Gene Ontology annotation, molecular function: beta-tubulin binding. NCBI's taxonomy places the organism in Eukaryota, Fungi, Basidiomycota, Agaricomycetes, Agaricales, Marasmiaceae. Gene Ontology annotation, biological process: post-chaperonin tubulin folding pathway; tubulin complex assembly. The record is from RefSeq and is a predicted model, not a curated record. The transcript is spliced from 3 exons.